This is a messenger RNA of Dentiscutata heterogama, 808 nucleotides long. The record is from the annotation of a GenBank genome assembly. Lineage: Eukaryota; Fungi; Glomeromycota; Glomeromycetes; Diversisporales; Gigasporaceae.
GUAGAAUUACAAGGCUUAGAAUUAGACAAGAUGGACAAGACUAGGUGGAGAAGCAAUAUCGCCUGUAAUACAGUUAAAAGGUGCAAACAGUUUGAAGUAUUUCUUAGUACAGAUAAACAAGAGUGGCAAAUAAAGGGCACAAGCUCUAUUAUAGAGGAUCUAAUACCACCCAAACAACAGCUCAGAGCUCUAAGGGGUAAAUGUAUAACUGAAAUGAAAGCACGGUGGUUUAGCGAAAUAGAAAAGAAGCUCGAGAAAUCAAAAACAAACAAGAGAUGCAAGCCCUGGAUAGUACUGAAAGAUCAAGAUUCAACAGCUUCAGUAAUCGGUCAUGUUUUAGAUGCUAAUGGUGAAGAUACAUACUUCGAACACUGGCUAACGGAGCCCAGUCACAAUACAGGGUUACUGCACCGAUGUACUAGAUGUAGUAUAAAUAUAGCAAAUGAAGCAAAUCAAUGUGUAAGCAAGAAGUCGAUAACACAAGACCUUCAUCAAGUUAAAAGUAUAGAAGAGAGUUUUGUAGAGCUGCAGCCAAUCGAAAACAUAGACAUCACCUUCAUUAAAAGUCAGCACUUUAAACCAAAAGUUGAAAAGUUAUUAAUUGAAAACAUAAAUUUCAACUUAUACAAAAGAACCAAAAACCCGAUGUUCUUUAUGGAUGGAUCCUUGAUACGUCCAAAUGAUAAAUCUGCGAAUAUUGAUCUAAUAGGAGCAGGACCCGAACUGGCAGCGAUCUGGUGUGCAUUAUUAACAACAUGCUCAGGAAGUAUAGUUGAGAUUAAUACGGAUAGUAUGGUUGCAAUUUAUA